CGUCCGAGCCUCCUCCCCAGUAUCGAGCAAGGAUACCUAACUAUACCCAGCAGAAUCUUCUCAGCUACCUCUGCGAGCCGUCACGACUCUUGCCGGUGUGACGUCUGGUGUAGGACUCUUGCUUCGGAUCUGCAUCUGAGGCGUGUUUCAGGCCGGACGUGCGCAAGGUACGUGUGUCUGCUGUUAUUGCACACCCACAACCAAAUCUAUCUGGCCUAUCGACGAGCGUUCCGUUCAUCAUGUCCUUUCCACCUCCUCCAGGUCUCCAACAGCCCCCUCGUCCCUCCUCCGCCCAGCCACAGCCUCACAGUUCGCUUCCUCCACGACCCCCUUCCAACCCCUAUACGGCUCCCGGUACUUCUGGGCCGUCUAGCAACGCGCAGAGACCCCAGAGCCACAAUGCAUUCACGCGCUUUCAACCACGGUCUGUAGCUGCCUCCCAGCCCUACCGUCCCCAUAGUCCUGCCACCGCUGCUCCUUAUAGCUCCAGUGGCAGCUAUCCAGCGCAAAUCGCAUCAUACAACCCCAGCUAUCAGUACUCUCAGACACAAUAUCAACAAUCGCCACAGCUAUAUCAGCAGCAGACGAGCACCUAUUACCGCCAGCAGCAUCAGCAGCAUCAGCAACAGCAGUACGGGGGUAGCAACUACGGUCAGUCUUCUGUCUCCCAGAGAAACCAGUAUCCAGGACAAGAUCAGGGUCCCUAUGGCUAUGGGUCUGGAGGAAGAGGCGUUGGUCGCCAUGGCGAUACAACCAUGGAUCCAGAGACCGAAGCCCAAAUCGCUCAAUGGCAGAGCGCAUACAUGAGCAAGGAUGAGAGUAAUCAAAUAGCUGCUAGUAACGGUAAGGCCGGGUUAGGGCGCAGAGAUGAUGCCUCAUCGGCCACUGGAGCCAAUACAGGCCCUCUAGGCAACAUUCAGCGACUUCAAGAUGGCUCGACGGCCUCCACCCCUCCCAGUGUCGCCCAGACGACUUCCACUACACCUAUUCCCGGUCAACCCAAUGCUCCCAACCAACCGGGACCUGGGAAAACCGUUAUGCGUUCCGGUGGCGGACAGACGUGGACAGAUUCCACUUUACUCGAAUGGGACCCGGCUCACUUUCGUCUUUUCUGCGGAAACCUUGCUGGUGAGGUAACGGACGAUUCCCUUCUCAAAGCAUUCUCCAAGUAUCCCUCGGUCCAGAAAGCACGUGUCAUCCGAGACAAGAGAACGGAGAAGAGCAAAGGAUACGGAUUCGUUAGCUUUAGUGACGGCGAAGACUACUUUCGAGCUGCGAGAGAGAUGCAGGGCAAAUACAUAGGUUCGCAUCCGGUGCUGUUGAGACGAGCGAUGACGGAAAUCAGACCCGUGGUGGUUGGGAAAGGUGGCGCAAAGGGUCAUAAAAAAGGAGGCAAUGCCUCCGGGAGUGGAGCAGGCGGUGGUAAGGCUUCGAAGGCAGGCGGUAAAGCCCCUGACGGUGGUAUACAGAAGAAGCAAGCAAAGACAAAAGGCGGACUAAGGGUACUCGGGUGAUAACGAUUAGAGAAAUGGUUUGGUUGAUAUACCGAAAAUAUGCUGGCUGGCGUUGAUAUCCCUGAAAAUUCGAGCAGCUGUUGCGUUGACCACUGGCAUCUGCCCAAUAAUGAACAACUGAUGAGUGUACAUCUUGGGGUGUAUCCGCCUUAAGACAAGUCAUGUAACUAUCGUCCAUGAAAAACUUCCCGUACCCCAAUAAAUGCAAUUGAUGGGUAGCAGCCCUCGUCAGUUUAACUAUAGACUGGAAGGUAGGGUCACUGAUCAGCCGAAACCCUUACGUAGUGCAUUAUGGAUUCUCAGGAACGUGAAGCUGUAUGGAAACGCGGGAGUGUAUAUUAGCAAAUCAUAUAUAUA
Molecule: messenger RNA, 1871 nt
Organism: Coccidioides posadasii C735 delta SOWgp
Lineage: Eukaryota; Fungi; Ascomycota; Eurotiomycetes; Onygenales; Onygenaceae
Source: RefSeq, a predicted model, not a curated record